This is a messenger RNA of Chilo suppressalis (striped riceborer), 3079 nucleotides long. Lineage: Eukaryota; Metazoa; Arthropoda; Insecta; Lepidoptera; Crambidae. The record is from the annotation of a GenBank genome assembly.
UUAUUUUGCAAUUUAGAAUAAAAUACCAUUUUCGAGUUCGAUUAUUUAUUAUAAGUUCAAUACGUACAGCAACAACCUCAUUAUGUUAAGUUAUGAAUGUCUUACUCAAUAAUUUUGACGCGAACAUAAUGACGCGAGAAUACAGUGACGCAUGUACAAAAACAAAACAAAUACUUUACGCUUCAAAAGUGUUAUUUUUUACAUACGUAUAUAGGAGGAGUAUCUAAAUCUUAAGGUGCUUAGAUGCCUUUACUCUGACAUCCUGUAUCAAUUAUUAUUGAUUGCGGCAUCUUUGUAAUUCGCACGGACAUUCCUGAAAUCAUCGGUCGAGUCAACUCAGAAGGAAACUUAGCGUUCAGUCGUAUUCCAAACUUUGUUCAGACAACACGUAUCGAUAGAUCGAACACCACAUGUUCUGUCAAGAAUAUCGCGAAAAAUAAUCUAAUAGAAAUAACAUUGAUCAAUAAACUCUUUAUAGAGAUAAAGUUUGCUUCGCGCGUUAUUGUCAUUAGAAUUGAUCCUUGCGAUAAGGAAGCAUCAGCGAUGACUUUAGAGUGUAGUUAUAAAUCAAUUUUUUUACUGUUAUUAUUAUAAAAUGUGAUGGAUAUAGUGUUGUUUUUAAAAUGGUGAUUGUGUGCUGAUUAUCAUCGUCUUGAAACUGUUUGACGUUAGAAAUGUAUUUUUGGAAGCAAAACAUUUUAGCUGUGUGCAUCUUCCUUCUUGUGAGAAGAUCAUCUUGUGAUGAGGUGCAGGGGAAAAGCGCUGGCGGCAUGGCCGAGCUGAUCAACACCAACAUCACAGUCCUCAGCGCCAGGAGCAUUCACAUGGCCGGCUACCACCUGCACGAAAUACAGCACUUAACUAUAAUCAACGCACCAAGACUGAACCACAUUGUGGUGGAAGAUCUGACUAAAAUGCCGAAACUAAAGUCAUUCUAUAUCUCUCAGGCGCCGAUGCUUGAACGCAUAGCGCCACUCCCGCCGUUGCCGUUACUGCGCACAUUUAUAGUGAUCACAUCGGGGUUGGUGGAGGUCCCCAACCUGAGUCACGUCCACGACUCUAAGAGGGAUAAGACGCCAUAUCUGCAAGUGAUAGAUUUGGAAGGCAAUCACAUUAGGAGGAUACCAGCGCACGCGCUCCGAAUCUCCGCCGAUCAUGUGUCGCUGAAUCUAAACCUAAUCGAGGAGGUCCCUGCGUACGCUUUUAAAAAUGCAGUAAUUUCAAAAUUGAGCUUCAAAGGGAACACGAAGUUGAGUCAGUUGGACGAAAACGCAUUCGCUGGAAUACUUUUGUUAAGACAAUUGGAUCUGAGCAGCACAGCCAUUAGUACUCUACCUAUAGUGGGCCUAGAGAACCUACAAGUCCUGAAGAUAGAAAAAACCCCCACCCUUAAAUACAUUCCGUCGAUCUACGACUUACGGCAACUGAAGGAAGCCCGUCUGACGCACCACUUCCACUGCUGCGCGUUUGCCUUCCCCGAGCGCCACGAUCCUGAGAGACACAAGAUCUACGAGGUCCAGAUCGCACAUUUGAAACAGAAUUGCGGUAAGCAGAAAACUUCAGAUACGCGCAAAAAACGAUCUUUAGGAGCGAUAAAAAAAACUGUGAAAGACGAUAAAUGGGACUACGAUGACAACUCAACGUCGGCCACUAACGAGGAGUACGGCUUCAAGGGGGACCCUGACAUGUUCGACUCCGACAGCUCCGAGGAUGACGACCAGUUCCAUGACCUCGUCGAGGCCAACUCCACCAAGCCACAGUUCUCGUACAACUGUGAAGCUCUCAUUAUAAGCAAGCGCACCGUGGAGUGUACUCCGAAGCCGAACGCGUUGAACCCAUGCGAGGACGUGAUGGGAUGGACGUGGCUGCGCGUUAGCGUGUGGCUGGUGGUGACGGCGGCGGUGGUGGGCAACCUCGCCGUGCUCAUAGUCCUGCUGGCCGCCACCUCCGAGCUCACCGUGCCGCGCUUCCUCAUGUGCCACCUCGCCUUCUCCGACCUCUGCACCGGCCUCUACCUCUUCAUGCUGGCGGUCGUCGACCUCCGCUACUACGGCGUCUUCUUCAACUACGCCUACGACUGGCAGUACGGCGUCGGCUGCAAGAUAGCCGGCUUCUUAUCCGUAUUCUCCGGCCAGUUGUCCGUGUUUACGCUGAGCGUGGUCACGUCGGAGAGGUGGUUCGCGAUUACGUAUGCUAUAUAUCUGGAGCGCCGCAUGUCGUUGAGUGCGGCGGCGAAGAUAAUGAUUGGAGGAUGGUUGUUCUCCGUUGUCAUGGCGGGUCUUCCACUGGCGGGAGUUUCGGAUUACUCGUCGACUUCCAUCUGCUUGCCGGUCGAGAGUAGAAACGUCGGCGAAGGCGUUUACCAAGGAUCGCUGUUCUUGACUAACGCUGUGGCGUGGCUUACUAUCGUGGUGUGCUACGUGCAAAUAUAUAGAUCUCUUGGGGGUGGCGGCGAAAAGUAUGGCGGCAGAGGCGCGGCAGCCGCUGCGGAACGACGCAUCGCGAACAAGAUGGCCAUGCUGAUAGGCACUAACUUACUGUGUUGGGCGCCCGUCGCGUUCUUCGGCGUUACGGCACUGGCCGGGGCGCCGUUGGUCGAUGUCAGUCACGGAAAGGUUUUGCUCGUAUUCUUCUACCCGCUGAACGCCGUCGCAAACCCAUUCCUGUACGCGAUACUAACGAAGCAGUAUCGCAGAGACUUCAUGAUGCUCAUCGCACGAACCGGCAAAUUUAAUUGGUUAGUUGAAAAAUACAAGUUGGCCACUACGCCUCCUCCGACGGCCCACACUAACCCGUCGGCGAACCCGGCCACUCUCGUACCUCUGGUGGAAUAUAAUCGUACUCAAUCGCAAGUCAGCAAAGAAAAUGGUGAUGCUUUAUUUUAGGCUAAGUUUACUUGUAAUGUUUAUUAGUCAUUAUAUUAUAACUGCUUUUAUAAUUAUAAGAGUAUUUAUUAAGUGCCUUGUAUUUCAUUUACUCCGCUGAAGAUUGUUAUGUUCACGCAGAUAGAAACAAGUUGGGAAGACUGAUAGCUUGGAGCAAAUUCCAAAUCUAGGCCACCUAAAUUUCAACUCUUCAA